This is a messenger RNA of Homo sapiens (human), 3493 nucleotides long. It is a transcript of the gene OR4M1, whose product is annotated as olfactory receptor family 4 subfamily M member 1. The coding region runs from base 120 to 1061 and encodes 313 amino acids. Gene Ontology annotation, molecular function: olfactory receptor activity; G protein-coupled receptor activity. The record is from RefSeq and is marked validated. The transcript has 2 exons. NCBI's taxonomy places the organism in Eukaryota, Metazoa, Chordata, Mammalia, Primates, Hominidae. Gene Ontology annotation, biological process: detection of chemical stimulus involved in sensory perception of smell; G protein-coupled receptor signaling pathway. Gene Ontology annotation, cellular component: plasma membrane; membrane.
GGAUAAAGUCCUCCACUGUGGGUGGUGGAAGAGGCUUCUUCUACCUCCUCCCCAUAGUUCCUGAAGGCACCAAGACUGUCACAGUAAUUGUUAUAUUAUGAAAAGAGUAAAUUGAAGAAAUGGAAACUGCAAAUUACACCAAGGUGACAGAAUUUGUUCUCACUGGCCUAUCCCAGACUCGGGAGGUCCAACUAGUCCUAUUUGUUAUAUUUCUAUCCUUCUAUUUGUUCAUCCUACCAGGAAAUAUCCUUAUCAUUUGCACCAUCAGGCUAGACCCUCAUCUGACUUCUCCUAUGUAUUUCCUGUUGGCUAAUCUGGCCCUCCUUGAUAUUUGGUACUCUUCCAUUACAGCCCCUAAAAUGCUCAUAGACUUCUUUGUGGAGAGGAAGAUAAUUUCCUUUGGUGGAUGCAUUGCACAGCUCUUCUUCUUACACUUUGUUGGGGCUUCGGAGAUGUUCUUGCUCACAGUGAUGGCCUAUGACCGCUAUGCUGCUAUCUGCCGACCCCUCCACUAUGCUACCAUCAUGAAUCGACGUCUCUGCUGUAUCCUGGUGGCUCUCUCCUGGAUGGGGGGCUUCAUUCAUUCUAUAAUACAGGUGGCUCUCAUUGUUCGACUUCCUUUCUGUGGGCCCAAUGAGUUAGACAGUUACUUCUGUGACAUCACACAGGUUGUCCGGAUUGCCUGUGCCAACACCUUCCCAGAGGAGUUAGUGAUGAUCUGUAGUAGUGGUCUGAUCUCUGUGGUGUGUUUCAUUGCUCUGUUAAUGUCCUAUGCCUUCCUUCUGGCCUUGCUCAAGAAACAUUCAGGCUCAGGUGAGAAUACCAACAGGGCCAUGUCCACCUGCUAUUCCCACAUUACCAUUGUGGUGCUAAUGUUUGGGCCAUCCAUCUACAUUUAUGCUCGCCCAUUUGACUCAUUUUCCCUAGAUAAAGUGGUGUCUGUGUUUCAUACUGUAAUAUUCCCUUUACUUAAUCCCAUUAUUUACACAUUGAGAAACAAGGAAGUAAAGGCAGCCAUGAGGAAGGUGGUCACCAAAUAUAUUUUGUGUGAAGAGAAGUGAAAGAUAAAUUAUACAUUUUAUAGUCCUCCUGAGGAUCAUUGUCCUAAAGCAGGAAGUAUUUGCAGUAAUAAUGCUGCAUUCACUUCCUCCGUUCAUUUGUGUUCUUAAAAUUUUACUAUAAUUUUUCUCUAUUAAUUCCUCUUUAUAUUGAAAAAAUAGAGGCAUUAAGAUGAAAAUAAAUUUACUCACACCUACCCUGAAAUUCCAGGCAGAUCAUUAUUAGAAUUUGAGAUAUAAUAAUAAUCUGCUAAAGUACAUUUUAACUAAUUGUUUAUUGAGUAACUACUCUGCAGAGGCUCUGGCUUUGAGGGGAACAUGUUGAUAAAAAUAAAUAAGACAUGGAGACGUGUCCAUUACAAAUAUGAAGUAAAUGGCAAGCAUAUGGAUGCAGCUAGCUUCAAGUUAGCAAAUAAAUAUUGUCAAGUUUCAGUGUUGGCUCAGUGGAAUGGUAUCUGGUAAACAUCUUGCUGGGUCUGGAAAAACAGAUUAUUUGUCCUUUAUCUCCUCUUAUUUCCAGAGUUGAUGGAAAAUGAGGAUUCAUUUAUAGAAGGUAUUUCAGUUUAUAUUUCAGGUGGUGUCCAUUCAACAGUUGGAGACAGAACUCAAAAUUUUAUCACAUUAUGAAAACAAAUUUUAUGAAUUCAAAGCAGAGUAUAAUUUGGCUGAUACAUGAGAUUCAUGUCAUUCCAGAUGAAGCCUCCAGGCAACUAGCAAUUUUUAUAGCCAGUCCCUACUUACAUCCUUCAGAGUGAAAGCAGGCUUGGGGAGAAAGCUUCUAGGUUGACUGGAAUUGGUAGACAUCUAGCCGUGUAGUUUUUUUCUAAACUAUCAUCUCCUUUGCCACUUUUGUAUGUUUUCCGUAAUUGCUAAUCCUGCCUCUCAUGUUAAACUUAAAUUGGUUAGGUGCUGUUUUUGUUAGCGCUUAAUUCAGAGUUAUUUCCCAUUGAGAGACCUGGAUGUGUUGGUUCCCAUGAUCCCUUAGAGAAUUAUUAGGGACUGAUUUCCUAUUUUCAAGCACUAAAAACUCACUCUCCAAGCUUCUGAAUGUAAGAGGUAGAUUAGAACAUUUGAUUUUAUAGGUUAUGUUUUUUACUUAAAUUUAUUAGUUUUUCAUUUCAAAACUAGGAAAUAUUUUCAUUGAAGGGCAAGAAUGCAUUGGGUGUAUUAAGCUUUAGUCUUCUUUUUUAAAUUUGAUAAUGUAAUAUGGACUAAAUUUUAAGUGAAUUAGAUCCUUGUCAACAUUAGGAAUGAAUAUAUAAAAAUAAAUCGUAUAACUAUUCCUAGAGUUACUAUUUAUUUACAGAGAUUUAUUUAUUAAUUGAGGAGGUAAUUUAUGCCAGACCCAGUGUACCUCGGAUGCACAGGAUGGAAUGGUGGUACACAAAGCUUGUUUUUUGCUUUGGGAAUUUUUCCUUAUGGUGACCUUCUUCGAUCUUCAAUGCUACGUUACUUCUCUUCUAGGAACCCAAAGGCAUGGAUUGAUGUUAUGAGUCCUGAUUUUUGAGUUGACUUCUCAUCACCUGGAAGUGAAUAAAGCAGUAGACUUCUCUAACAUUUUGUAACACAGCAUGAAAAAAUAUAAAGUACAAAAGAUAUAUAUAUAUAAUAUGAUAAAAUGAUGAGUUAUGUUUCUAAAUCUUUUAUCAUCUUACUGUCAUUUCUCUGUAUUUGAUCUAGCCAGACUUCUAUUCAUUUUGUCACUUAUCUUUCAUCAAACUAGGGCUGAUGUUCUUUGGAAAGGGACCACUGAUUUGAUAUGCUCUUCAAACACCAGCACACUGUACUACAGAAGGAUAUUUACUGAAAAUACUGAAGCUAGUAAUACAAAGGAAAAAGGCAUAAAAACAGUAGUGUGAUAACUAAUUGCUUACUUGGGAAUAUUAUCUGAAAUUAGAAACUAAUAUCAAUGAAGAAAAAGGGGAACUUUUGGCAAACUCUAGUAAGUAAUAACUGAGCCUGAUUCAUGGAGGACAUAAUUGGAAUAAGGACUGAGAGCAAUUUCACCCCUUGGAGGACAUUUGGAAGUGCCCAGAGACAUUUGUGGUGGUCACAACUGAGGACGUAUAUUGGCAUCUUGUACUAUUUAGACAUCUUACAAUGCACAGGACAGCCCCCAGCCCCUGACUCCCACAUGAAUUAUCUGGCCCAAAAUGUCAAUAGUGCCGAGAAUGAAGAACUCCAUCAGGUUGAGAAACUCUGACUUAAAUAAUGGGCAGGGAUAAGGCAGGUUAGUGUAGAAGAAAUAGGUGUUAACCUCAUAUGCAAUGUUGUGUCAUUGAAUAUUGUUUCCAAAUAGCUCAGUAUCCUCAGCAAUCACAUACAAAAUAUGCCUCAGGACUCCUUUUCCCUAUAUAACUCCUACAUUUUCUUUCAGUUACUUUUAAAUGUCUUUUAAUCUCUUUUUUUCUUUCAGUCUCUCCUAGUCCUCCUUC